Molecule: messenger RNA, 1075 nt
Organism: Papilio machaon (common yellow swallowtail)
Lineage: Eukaryota; Metazoa; Arthropoda; Insecta; Lepidoptera; Papilionidae
Product: U3 small nucleolar ribonucleoprotein protein IMP4
Exons: 6
Coding region: 129-1058 (309 amino acids)
Biological process (GO): rRNA processing
Cellular component (GO): nucleolus; small-subunit processome; Mpp10 complex
Molecular function (GO): rRNA primary transcript binding; snoRNA binding
Source: RefSeq, a predicted model, not a curated record
ACAACACGUGUUGUUGACAUGCUGUAGCGCGUUCGAGAAAUGUCACUUUAAUAAAAAUGCAAAUGCGCUGUAGUUUUGUUAAAAAUAAAUAAUAUAUUAUUAGCGUUAUAAAUAAAAAUAUCUCUAAAAUGUUGCGAAGACAGGCGCGUUUGCGCCGCGAAUACUUGUAUAGAAAAUCAGUUGAAAACAAACAAAAAAGUAUACAAGCGAAAAAAGAUCAAUUGAAAAGAAGUUUGGAAGAAAACAUUCCUAUUCAUGGUGAUUUAAGAAAAGAAGCCCUUGCUUUACAAAAGAAGAUUGAAUUUGAAGAUAAAGGUCCAGAAAAAGCAGCAGUGAUCGGAGGUUUCAGUGGAGGAGCGAAUACUGCUAAUUCACAAGAUGAUGAGUACAGAUAUGCCGGAGUUGAGGAUCCGAAAAUCAUGAUUACUACAUCCAGAGAACCGAGUGCUAGGCUAAAGAUGUUUGUGAAGGAACUCAGAUUGAUCUUCCCAAAUAGUCAGCGUAUGAACCGCGGUGGCUACGAAAUGUCUCAGCUGAUACACGCAUGCAGAGCAAAUGAUGUUACUGACUUUAUAGUGGUCCAUGAACAUAGAGGUGUACCUGAUAGUUUGGUAAUUUGUCACUUGCCAUAUGGUCCUACCGCAUCAUUCACAUUGUCAGGUGUAGUGAUGCGUCAUGACAUACCUGAUAUAGGUCCCAUGAGUGAACAGUACCCACAUCUUAUAUUCCACAACUUUAAGAGUGAUCUCGGUUUGAGAACGAUGAGUAUCUUAAAGUAUUUGUUUCCGGUGCCUAAAGCGGAUUCAAAGCGUGUGAUUACAUUUGCAAAUAAUGAUGAUUAUAUUUGCUUUAGACAACAUACAUAUAGAAAGGCAGGUAAAGAAAUCGAGUUAACAGAAAUAGGUCCUCGAUUCCAGAUGAAGUUGUAUGAGAUCAAAUUAGGCACUUUAGAAGCCCUAGAUGCUGCUGACACGGAGUGGGCGCUCCGCCCUUACAUGAACACUGCGGCUAAGAGAAGAUUCCUCAGUGAUGAGGACGGCUGGCAAGAGGAACAAUAAAAUAUUUACCAUGAUAA